CUGGUAUUGUCAGGGAUUAGCCACGGGUCGACCCCGCAGACACCAAGUAGAUAUCAGACAAGAUCCCCCGACCUAUCCAUAUCAUCUUGUAUGCCAUUCCAUCCACCCAAUAUGACCGCAUCCAAGACCGGCUCCUGCCUCUGCGGCGCUGUCAAAUACACCAUUACCGGUGUACCGGAGCACUACUACCUCUGCCACUGCAACAGCUGCCAAAAGGCAACGGGUUCGGCCUUCGGGGCAAACUGCUGGUACAAGCAGUCGGAAUUGCAAAUCACCCAAGGUAACCACUCCAUCACGACGUACCAGGACAAAACCACGGAGUCGGGUAAUGCCCUGCAACGCUCAUUCUGCACCACGUGCGGCUCGAACCUAUUCAUAGGCAACGAUGCUAUGGACAAGCUGGGGGCUGUGUCCGUGACAAGCGGGACAAUCGACGAUCAGUCGGGUCUGCGUCCGACGUUGGAAGUCUGGGGGCGAGGACGACGGGAGUGGCUGAGUCCUGUUGAGGGUGCUGAUGGGAAGGAUACGCAGUGAUCUUGGUUGGAAUUAGCUUUGGCCUGUGUUGCUGUGUCGACUUUUGUAAAGGUCAAUAACCAGUGGAAAUAGGGUUAGUCACUGUGAAUUUGGUUCAUAACGGUGAUGGAGAUUGGCUGCGUCUGGACAGGAUACUCAAUCUUGAGUUGUUUUAUUAGUCUCUCUAGAUGUGUGUGUAGC
This is a messenger RNA of Aspergillus campestris IBT 28561, 714 nucleotides long. RefSeq names its product GFA family protein. Gene Ontology annotation, molecular function: carbon-sulfur lyase activity. The transcript is spliced from 2 exons. NCBI's taxonomy places the organism in Eukaryota, Fungi, Ascomycota, Eurotiomycetes, Eurotiales, Aspergillaceae. The record is from RefSeq and is a predicted model, not a curated record. Bases 112 to 534 code for a protein of 140 amino acids.